AUGAGAACCAAUGCAGAAAAUGGAGAACUUAAAUUUACUCAAAAUCCCAAAAUCUCAACUUUUUUUGAUGAUAAACGGAAAUCAGAUAAGGCUAGGGAAGAGGAGAAGAAGAUUAGAAGGAGAAUUGAAGCUUUCCGAACUGAAUUGUGUCGAGGUUUCUUUAAAUGGGGGCAUUGCUCUUUUGGUGAUAAUUGUCGAUUUGCACAUUGUGAAGAGGAAUUACGUAGUAAACAGUUACAUCCAAAUUAUAAAACAACUCUGUGUCGAAAUUACGCACAAAAUAGUUAUUGCAUUUAUGGUGCUAAGUGUCAAUUUAUUCAUCGAGAUCCACCAACUUCAAGCAAUCCUUCGUCUACUCCUUCACUUUUUAUGAAUUCUGCGUUUGAUUUUGGAGUUAAUGGUGGACAUUCAAAUUUUCAGUCCUUACAUCGUACAAAUGCUUUUAAUGUUCAACAACGGAACAACGAUUAUUUUGACGUAUCUUUGAUUUAUUUUUAAAAUAAGGAUUUUUUGGCUACUUUGAACGGCCAUAACUCGGCCCAAACUAAUUUUGCAAGAAAACCCGCACACAACAAUAGUAAAUCGAGGGUCCUCUAUCGAAUGAUACCAAAAAAUAUAUCAAAUUCGCAGU
Messenger RNA from Meloidogyne enterolobii, 631 nucleotides. Lineage: Eukaryota; Metazoa; Nematoda; Chromadorea; Rhabditida; Meloidogynidae. The record is from the annotation of a GenBank genome assembly.